Molecule: messenger RNA, 3988 nt
Organism: Drosophila kikkawai
Lineage: Eukaryota; Metazoa; Arthropoda; Insecta; Diptera; Drosophilidae
Gene: IntS2
Product: integrator complex subunit 2
Biological process (GO): snRNA 3'-end processing
Cellular component (GO): integrator complex
Source: RefSeq, a predicted model, not a curated record
UAUUGUGUUUUUCAGCUCUGCCCAUCCCAGCCAGUGCUGCAAAACACACGGGUUUAUUUUACAAUUUGUAUUUCUAGAGCUGCAAAAACAUUGAUAUUUAUAAUUAUGACAAAAUUUAUACAUAAAAAUAACUUCUCUUUUAGGUUUGGUUACUUUGCGAUGGUUAAAUUCGUUCUCGACCAGUGCAACGUUUGAAGUUAUGACAAUUUAUAACAGUUUCCCUUGUUGUAUGCAAGUUGAGAAUGUGUUUUUAUGCAUUUUCAUCGUUAUCCCACACUGGCGGUCGGUGAACAUUACUUUUUCUCUGUUUAUGGGCCCCGGUGCAUUUUCAUUUUUCCCGGCUCACCCAAACUCUAGCAGAUACCAACGCCGCCACCUGUGUGGCAACCAAAGGCGCGGGCACCCGGGCAGCCAGAAUCGAAGAAACAGUGUAUCCCCCCGCAGUGACGACGGCGGGCGACAAGCAACAAGUUGGGCAGGAGGAGGCGACGACGACGACGGCGGCCAAGGCGAAGGGGAAGCCCGUCAAGAUGCCGGUCAAGAUGUACGAUGUGACGGCGCGGGUGUUCAGUGCGAUGCAGAAUCUGGACAUAACGCUGCUGGCCAGCUAUCCGGAGACGGAGAUACGGCCGGUGCUGCCGUCGCUGGUCCGCAUGAGCCUGUUGUCGCCGCUGGACAACACGGAGUCGUCGAUGGAGUCGCGCAAACAGAUCCUUGCCGUGCUCAUUGGCAUCGAGGUGGUAAACAGCAUCGUCUCCUAUCUGCAGGUCAACUACCACGAGCUGGAGAACGAGCUAAAGAAGGAGCUGCAGACGCGCCAGAAGGCGGUCUACUUCGAGGGCCAGCAGCAGCACGAGUACGGCCUGCAAUCGGGCAUUGCCCUGGGCUUCGAGCGUGCAGAUGUGGCGCGCAAGGUGCGGGUGGUGCUCUCCGAGAUCUUUAAUCUGCAGCAGCAGGUCCAGGAGCAGAAGCCGGCAGCCCAUUCCGAAAUGUUAGACGACGGUAUCUAUUUGGAGGAAGUGGUUGACAUUCUGUGCAUUGCCCUGGCCGAGCUGCCAUCGCUGCUGAACAUCCUGGAGCUAACGGAUGCCCUGGUGCAUGUGCCCAAUGGGCAUCGCAUCAUUUGUGCCUUGGUGGCCAACUUUCCCGACUGCUAUCGCGACGUGGUCUCGCAUGUGAUAGCCAACUGCGAUGAGGAGGGCAGCGAUGGCAAGCAUCGGUUGACUUUGUUGAUGGCCCUCAGCGAGAUGAACCCGUCGCAGGCGCUGGCCAAUCGCUCCAUGUGCGUGGAGAUGCUCAAGGUGCCGUCGUUUAUGCUCAAGCUAACGCUGAAGCAUCCGGAGGAUCUGAUUGCCUUUCUCACCGGCCUGCUGCUGGGCAAUGACCAGAACCUGCGCUCCUGGUUCGCUGUGUAUAUCCGCUCCAGCCAAAAGCGAAAGGGCGAUGCCCUGAAUCUGGUGCGGGUUGAGCUGUUGCAGAAGGUGAUACAGACGACGAGCAGGGCGACGGAGCUGCCAGACUUUAAUCUACAGGGAGCGGUGCUCUUGCGGCUGUACUGUGCGCUCCGCGGUAUUGGCGGUCUCAAGUUCAACGACGACGAGAUCAAUGCUCUGUCCCAGCUGGUAACCAGUUGCCCGCAGGCGACGCCAUCGGGCGUGAGAUUUGUGACGCUGGCGCUGUGCAUGCUCAUUGCCUGCCCCUCGCUGGUGUCGACCAUACCGCUGGAAAACAAGGCAGUGGAGUGGCUGCAGUGGUUAAUCCGCGAGGAUGCCUUCUUUUGCAAACGCUCCGGCACCAGCACCUCGCUGGGCGAGAUGCUCCUCCUUCUGGCCAUCCAUUUCCAUAGCAAUCAGAUAGCCAAUAUCAGCGAAAUGGUCUGCUCCACGCUGGCCAUGAAAAUCCCGAUCCGACCGAACAGCACCAACCGGAUCAAGCAACUAUUCACGCAGGAUCUGUUCACCGAGCAGGUGGUGGCCCUGCAUGCGGUCCGUGUGCCGGUGACGCCAAACUUGAAUGGCACACUGCCGGGCUAUUUGCCGGUCCACUGCAUCCAUCAGCUGCUCAAGUCGCGGACAUUUCUGAAGCACAAGGUGCCCAUCAAGUCGUGGAUAUUCAAGCAGAUCUGCAGCUCGGUGCGGCCAGUGCAUCCGGUGAUGGCCGCCAUGGUUGAGGUGUUUGUGAACACGCUAAUUAUACCGAAUCCCACCGGGAAGGUGAACAUCGAUCACAUGCACAGACCCUUCACCGAGGCGGAGAUCCUGCAUGUCUUUCGCACCUCCCAGCUGACGUUUUUUGCCGAGGAACUGCCACCAAUGGCGCCGGAGAGCGAGGAGCUGGCCCAGAUCGAGGUGAGUUGUCCGCUCACCGCCCAGCUCCUGAUGAUCUACUAUCUGAUGCUGUACGAGGACACGCGCCUGAUGAAUCUGAGUGCCCUGGGCGGGCGCAAGCAGAAGGAGUACUCCAACAACUUCCUCGGCGGCCUGCCUCUGAAAUAUUUGCUGCAGAAGGCGCAUCACUACCAUCACGACUACCUCUCGCUCUUUCACCCGCUGCUGCGUCUCAUCAUAUCCAAUUAUCCGCAUCUCAGCAUGGUGGAUGAUUGGCUGGAGGAGGAGCAUAGUCAGGCGCAGGGCGGUAGCAUGACAAUCGCCACCAGCUCCAAGCGCGAGCUGAAGCCGCACCAGCUGGAUCGCGCUCUGGCCGCCAUCCAAACGAAACCGCAUCUGGCCAUUAGGGUGUUCAAGCAGCUGCUCCAACUGCCACCGGAAUCUCUGGCCCAGUACGGGCAGCAGCUGGUGCAGCAUCUGCCGCUGGUGUUCGCCAAACCGGUGCCGCGCUACAUCAAGGAUCUGUACAAUGAUAUAUGGCUGCGCCUGAACGCCGUCCUGCCCACCACCCUGUGGAUCAUGUCCCUGCGAGCGAUCACCAAUGGUUCGGAUUCGCUGACCAGGCGGACAUUUGCCAACGAGAGCCUGCUGGAGCCCAUGGAGGUGCUCAGCUGUCCACGGCAGGUUUUUUGCUCGCCCUACCUGCUGAUGAUUCUGCUGCGCAUUCUCAAGGGCAGCCUGGCCGCCUCCAAGACCUACCUCAACGUGCACAUGCAGCAGAAACAGGUGGUGGACAAGAACGGCCUCGUGCAGACCGAUGCCGAUCGGGAGGAGCUAAAGACCACGCUGAUUGCCUCGCAGGAGAGCGCCGCCGUUCACAUCCUUCUCGAGGUGCUGGAGUAUAUGGCCAGCAAGGCCAAUGACCGGGUGUCGCAUCUGGAAUUGCGCGAAAUUCAGGGCAUUAUCGGUACAUAUGUCCAUCAGGCGUUCAUCUCGGAACCCUCGCUGGCCAAGCUGGUGCACUUCCAGACGUAUCCCAAGUCGGUAAUCCCCAUGAUUGUGGCCAGUGUGCCGUCGAUGCACAUCUGCAUUGACUUUGUCCACGAAUUCCUCAAUGUCACCGAAAUGGACAAGCAGAUCUUUACCAUUGAACUGACCUCGCAUCUCGUUCUCAAUUACUCCAUACCCAAGAGUCUGGGGGUCUCCAAGUUCUGCCUGAAUGUGAUCCAGACGACGUUGUCGCUGCUCACCGCCUCCACCAAGUGCAAGUUCCUGCGGAACGUAUUGCCGGCGAUGGUGCGUUUCGUUGAGACAUUCCCCAUCCUGGCCGAUGACUGUGUUAACAUCCUGAUGACCACCGGUCGGAGUCUGCACUCCCAGUCGUCGCUGGGCGUGACCACCAUGCAGAUGCCGCUCACCGAGAGCGCCAAGCUGUGCUCCUAUCGGGAUGCCCAGCUUCAUAUAAUCAUGAUCGAGGAUGCGUUUAAGGCGCUGGUCACCGCCGUAAUGCAGAAGUCGGAGCUGUAUUAGUCUAGCCUCUCCUAAUCCCUGUAAGAAACCCGCCCUCCUCCCCAAUUCUCCAGCUAAAUAUAAUAGUGUUUUGUACAAUUGAUAAAAAAAAGAGUAAGAUAUGACCAAAAUAAAAACAUUUAUUGCUAAAA